AUGUACAGACACAGUGAGGUUGCUGAUUCGAAUUUCUUCAAAAGUCUUUUUAAUCACGAGCUAAGCGAGCGUGAUGCAAAUGAUGAAAGCAAAGCAUUUCAAGAAUGGGUGACCAGGGAACACGGCAGCAACAACGAAGAUUCUGAUCAUGUCGUUAACGUUGAUGAUGGUGGAGCGUCAUUGAGUGAUAAUCCACCUGGAAACAUCGUCAUUACAAAUGAUGAUAAGAAGAAUGAUGAUUAUGACUAUGAGGGUAAAGUUGAUGGUGAUUAUGAAGAUGAUGAUCAAGGAGGUGAUGAUAAUGACGAUCAGGGUGAAGAUGAUGGUGAUUAUGAAGAUGAUCAAGGUGAAGAAGGUGAUUAUGAAGAUGAAAAUCAGGGUGAAGCUGAUGGUGAUUAUGAAGAUGAUGAUCAAGGUGAAGAUGGGAAUUAUGAAGAUGAUGAUCAGGGCGAAGAUGAUGGUGAUUAUGAAAAUGAUGAUCAAGGUGAUGAUGGUGAUUAUAAAGAUGAUGAUCAGGGUGAAGCUGAUGGUGAUUAUGAGGAUGAUGAUCAGGGUGAAGAUGAUGGUGAUUAUGAAGAUGAUGAUCAGGGUGAAGAUGAUGGUGAUUAUAAGGAUGAUGAUCAGGGUAUAGAUGAUGGUGAUUAUGAAGAUGAUGAUCAAGGUGAAGAAGGUGAUUAUGAAGUUUAUUUCAAAGAUGAGCAUCUAAUAUCACAUUUCCCGUCUUUUUCUUAG
Molecule: messenger RNA, 732 nt
Organism: Dendronephthya gigantea
Lineage: Eukaryota; Metazoa; Cnidaria; Anthozoa; Malacalcyonacea; Nephtheidae
Product: protein PFC0760c-like
Exons: 5
Coding region: 1-732 (243 amino acids)
Source: RefSeq, a predicted model, not a curated record